This is a messenger RNA of Macrosiphum euphorbiae (potato aphid), 423 nucleotides long. Lineage: Eukaryota; Metazoa; Arthropoda; Insecta; Hemiptera; Aphididae. The record is from the annotation of a GenBank genome assembly.
AUGAAGCAUCCCAUCGUAUUACUAUCCGCCAACCAAGUUACUCAAUUACUAUUUAAAUUUGAACAUGUCAGGUUACUGCACGUGGGACCAUUGGCAUUGUUAGCACAUAUCAAUAAUCAUUAUUGGGUCAUUAGAGGUCGGUGCAUAGCAAGAUCCACUGUAGGUCGCUGUAUUCAAUGUUUCAAAACCAGUCCUAGAUUUAUAUCCCCAUUCAUGGCACCCCUUCCACGUGAGAGAGUGAUCAUCGCAAGACUUUUUGCACGAACUGGUGUAGACUAUUGUGGCCCGGUCAUGGUGCGAAGUGGAUUGAGGAAGGUUACUCCUCUGAAAAGUUACGUGUGCGUUUUCAUCUGUUUAGUAACCAUAUACAAUAUCAAUACAUCUCGAGUUAGUGUCGUCAUUGUCAGCAGACGAUUUCAUUAG